ACAAGCAGGGGAAGAAAAAAGAGGAAGGAAAAAAAAGAGAAAGGGAAAAGUAGCGCGGUUAUUCCCGCCUCUGCCUCCUCCUCUCUCUCCUCCCCGGCCAGCCAGGAGCCACGUCACCGUCACCCAGCGCUGCUUCGGGGCUGCUCUGCCUGGAGAGCGCUCCGGGACACAAACUCCAACUUCAGCCCAAGGCGCAGAGAGGAAGGCCCUGCGCUGGGAGAGCCAGAAUCCACCUCGGUGCGAAAGUAAACAAGGGAGACAUCCAGCCUGGCAGGGGAAAGGCAUCUGCAGCCACGGGGCAGGGGAGACUGAACUUUGUGCUGCGAGGAGGAAGGGCUCCGUGCUCAGGGAAAAAGGAAAGUUGAGCCGAAGGAAAUCUUUCAUUCAGUCGAGGCUCGGCGGAGAAAAACUUCCCGCCCUCGCCCUCCCUGCCUGCAGAAAGAGCCCCACUCCCUCCACGCCAGAGGAGUCCCCCGGCACCAUGAACAUCUUCCGCAUCCUGGGGGAUGUCUCCCACUUGUUGGCCAUCAUUAUUCUCCUGCUGAAGAUUGUGAAGUCCAAGUCCUGCGCUGGAAUCUCUGGGAAGAGCCAGAUACUUUUUGCCCUUGUCUUCACAACCCGCUAUCUGGACCUGUUCACGAAUUUCAUCUCUGUCUACAACACCGUGAUGAAGGUCAUUUUUUUGAUUUGUGCCUACGUCACCGUGUAUAUGAUCUACGUGAAAUUCCGGAAAACGUUUGACAGCGAGAACGACUCCUUCCGCCUCGAGUUCCUGCUGGUCCCUGUCACAGGCCUGUCAUUUCUGGAGAACCACAGCUUCACCCCCUUGGAGAUACUCUGGACCUUCUCCAUCUACCUGGAGUCCGUGGCUAUCCUUCCUCAGCUCUUCAUGAUCAGCAAGACAGGGGAAGCAGAGACCAUCACGACACACUACCUUUUCUUCCUGGGCCUCUACCGUGCCCUCUACAUUGCCAACUGGGUCUGGCGCUACCACACAGAGAAUUUCUACGACCAGAUCGCUGUUGUCUCCGGGGUGGUACAAACCAUCUUCUACUGCGACUUCUUCUAUCUCUACGUCACUAAAGUCCUAAAAGGAAAGAAGCUAAGCCUUCCCAUGCCUGUUUGAAGACAUCCCACAGGCAGUGCAAGAAAUUCCAAAGACAAAGCUGUUUAAGAUCACAGCUUUCCUUCUCUGGCCCGUUUUGACUAAUGGAUGGCUCAGCAGAGUUUCAACCCAGUGCCAGGAAGACAGGGCUUGGAAUGCUUUUCAUCCAUCAGACUCUUCCCCUCCAUUGUUUAAUUUCUUCUCACUUGAAUUUGGUGCUAGUGCUGGCCAAUAUUGGCCAAUACUGAAGUAGUGCAAUUUCUUGUCUCCCAGCUCUUCCCGUCAUCUACUCAAAACACACCUCCACCCUGACCCUGAGGCAGCACAAGGGAAAAUGUCACUCCCACUAGUCCUUCAGCAAGUGCCCAUGGUAAAGGGAACAUGUAACACACUUCAUUAAAGUGUGCUAACUUAACUGACCCAUUUCACAGGUUGCCAUGUCUGACACAGCAGAUGCUACAAAUUGUCACUUUAACUCUGUAUGAACUAGUACCCUCUUGAAAAUUAAUUCUGCCUGACCCUCUCUCUAUUCAGGCCCUGUAACAUUUAAGAAAAACACAUUGCCUUUGAGUAACAAGAAUCUUCUAAUUCCACAAGUAUUCAAACAUCCUCCCUACUCACUUAUUUUCAGUUUCCUUAUGUUCUACAAACAGGGACAAUUUCAAUUACAGUUCAGGCAGUUGCCAAGAAGUGUUUCCACCUCCUUGAAUUUGACUUCUAGGAACUGGGAAGAACAGGGACAAAGACAGCUUUACAUUCCAAAAAUAAAGACAAAGUUCA
Messenger RNA from Melospiza melodia melodia, 1885 nucleotides. It is a transcript of the gene KDELR3, whose product is annotated as KDEL endoplasmic reticulum protein retention receptor 3. Gene Ontology annotation, molecular function: ER lumen protein retrieval receptor activity. Bases 482 to 1126 code for a protein of 214 amino acids. Lineage: Eukaryota; Metazoa; Chordata; Aves; Passeriformes; Passerellidae. The record is from RefSeq and is a predicted model, not a curated record. Gene Ontology annotation, cellular component: cis-Golgi network; endoplasmic reticulum; membrane. Gene Ontology annotation, biological process: endoplasmic reticulum to Golgi vesicle-mediated transport; protein retention in ER lumen. The transcript has 5 exons.